Messenger RNA from Corticium candelabrum, 524 nucleotides. RefSeq lists its product as uncharacterized. Gene Ontology annotation, molecular function: glutathione disulfide oxidoreductase activity. Gene Ontology annotation, biological process: cellular response to oxidative stress. The record is from RefSeq and is a predicted model, not a curated record. The transcript has 2 exons. Bases 43 to 354 code for a protein of 103 amino acids. NCBI's taxonomy places the organism in Eukaryota, Metazoa, Porifera, Homoscleromorpha, Homosclerophorida, Plakinidae. Gene Ontology annotation, cellular component: cytoplasm.
UUAAACGUUUGCGCAAGACACUUUGUAAGCACACUUUGCGAGAUGGUCGACCGCGAAAUGGUUCACGCGAUCAUCAAAGACAACAAAGUUGUCGUGUUUUCGAAGACUUGGUGUCCUCAUUGCUCCUCGACGAAGAAAACGUUCAACGAACUAGGCGUCAAUUUCAAGCUGAUGGAGUUGGACAAAACAGAAGAUGGUGAUAUUAUUCAGGACAUUUUAGUUGAGGUUACCGGAGCCCGAACGGUGCCACGUGUGUUUAUUGGUGGUGAAAGCAUUGGUGGUAACUCUGAUCUACAAACUCUCCACAGCAGCGGUCAGUUGGUACCUAAACUGCAGAAGGCUGGUGCUCUUUGAUUUUCUGCGCGAACGGCUCAUACUUGAAGCGUGAACUGUUAGAGAUUAUUGACGCAUAUAGAAUUGUUUUUUAACUGCGUUGCACUUCUAGAUUGCAUGUUGUUUGCUGUAUCUUCCUUCAUAUAUGCACUGUAUCGUUACCUAGAAUAGACUACAGAAGCUGUUCUGCA